CGCAAUAAACAAACUGAAGCUACUCUUUAGUUAGUUGGCAUCUCUCCAACCCCACCUAUCUCUCUUUUGCAGUUACCGAAACUGUUUUACAAAUAAUUUGAUGCUCUGAGGGGAAGAGAUAGAGAUAGAGAGAGAAAGGGAGGGGGGAGAGAAAGAAGGGAGUUAACAGGAGGGAGGGAGGGACGGAGGACGAGAGUGAGAGAAAGGUGUUUCGUAUAUGUACUAGUGCACGAGACGUCAUCCACACAGUACAGGAGUUAAAGCCUGUGCCUUUAAGGUGGAUUCAUAAUUUCAACCCAAUCGUUUUCUCCAAGCAACAUGUCGGUCUCAUGCUUUUUUGGGUUCACCGUUGCUGCAAUCUCUCACGCUGCACUUGAAAUAGACAGCUGAUAUACAGAAAAGUAGAGUGGCGUGCAGGGGAGGAGGAAAGCGGAAGGACGAGAGAGGAAGAGAAGGGUUGUGUCUUUCCGGCCUAUUUGCACCCAAGUACAGCCUAGUGAACCACAAGCCCAGCAACCAGGACAGACAGCAAGAGAACAAAGUCAAACCAUCGAUUAUUAACAAGAGCAUUAACAAGAGCAAGGCCUGAACGAAAGGGAAAUUCCGAGAGCAGUGAAGAUCAAAGCCUGACACUCAAUCGUAGUCAAACCAAGAACCCCGGUGGCUGAUGACGGAUUCUAGAAUGUACAUUUUUCUGCUCUAGUCUUGUAAAACAAACUUCCAAUACCUUUCAAGCCACAACGCUGUCGCUGACUCACCUCAGAGAGAGGAAGACAAACGUAAUCUGAGAGAGAUCAGCAAAACCCUUCAGGGACGGUUGACCUCUGUGACCCCUCUCAGUUCUUGCCCAGUAUGGAGCGGAUACGGCUGAUGCUCGGGGCUCUGCUCCUCUCCCUUUCUCUGCCCAGUCUCCCUGCCCAAGAUAAUGUCACCGUCACCGUACCUGAGAAUGUCACCAUGGCAGCACCUACUACUGAGGACGUCACGAUUGCAGCCUCUACACCUGAGACCACCAUCGAGACAAUGACUUUUCAUUCGGUCGUCGCCACGGCACAGCCCGCCACUGAAAUCAUCACCCCAGUAACUUCUGUUCCAGUACAUACCACUGAUCCCAUCACUAUGGUAAUAACAGACCCUGAGACCACCACCGGUCAGGUGAGACCUCCAAAUUCUACUUCAGAGGCUGAGACGAUGACACCUUCCCAUGUGACCACUGAAGGGCCUGUAGAUACGACCACUCCGCCUGGCCCUAAACCCACACUCUCCCAAGACGUCCUGAUGACCGCCUCUUAUCUCCCAACCACUUCCCAGGACCACCUGACUUCUGUUAUCCCAGUCUGGCCACUCCACACCACCCCUCGUCUGACAGAGGACUCCUCUCCUACACCUGAACCUAUCCACACUGCCUCAGAGAGUACUGCCAGCCACACAGAGGGACUUACCACUGCACCUGCCUCCCCAUCGGUCAACGCCGCUCCCGGCCAUGCCACGACCCCCACUACCACCCACACCUCCACCUCCACAGAUCCAGACUCUACAGUGGCCGAGGUCGUGGUGGAGCCAGGUCAGCCCAACUUGUUCUGGGUCAUCAUCGUUGCUCUCCUGGUUGGGGUUAUAUGCACCGGCAUAGUCUACUGCGUAUGUCUGAUCGUCAGACGAAAGAAGCAGAGCCGCACCGUGAACUUUGAGUCCAGCUUCCGGAACGGGACGAGUUCCAAGCGGAAGAAAGGGGCGGAGGAAGACGCCUGGGCUGGGCCAGUGAAGUUAGGGGGCGGGGACAGGGAGGAGGGUGAGGGCGGGGAGGAGGGAGGGAGCCCAGAGGACAACAAGACAGAGGGGGCUGGAACGGAUGUGGUGCUGAGCACAUUCAUAGCCAAAGAGACUGAGGAAGAGAGGGGUGGGCCUGAUGGGGGAGUAGGAGUGGCUGGGAGCAAGGAGGUGGAGAAAUGGGAGGAGGAGGAGCCUCUGCUGUACAUUGAUGAGGGAGUGUAGGAGGGGCUAGAGAGGAUAGCUGCUCCUUCACUCUCAAAAUCUAACUCUGAGAAAAAGAGAGGAGGGGGGCAACGGAGAGGGGGAAAGUGAAAAAGAAAUGGAGAGGGGAGAAGGGAGAAGGGAAUGGACAGAAAUAAAAUGAGAGUGAGAGAGGGGAGCAGAAUGGAGGAGCUGCAUACUGUCUAACCACUGCAGUUUAAAAAUAGAACAGUGUUCCAGGAAGGUUUUUCUAGGUGAUAAUUGUAAAAGUGUUUGAUAUUUUUGUACUACUGAAAAGGCCUUUGACAUUGUAUGUAUGUUCUGUCAACAUAACAUGGUUUUACCCGUUGUAUUUUGUGUGGUGCUUUUUCUUAAUCGUUUUUUUGUUUAAUAAAGUUUUAGGAUGUGCAGAGAGCAUGUUCUAGAAUGAAGUUGUUGAA
Coregonus clupeaformis (lake whitefish) is the source of this 2411-nucleotide messenger RNA. RefSeq names its product mucin-5AC-like. The transcript has 2 exons. NCBI's taxonomy places the organism in Eukaryota, Metazoa, Chordata, Actinopteri, Salmoniformes, Salmonidae. The coding region runs from base 853 to 1992 and encodes 379 amino acids. The record is from RefSeq and is a predicted model, not a curated record.